AUGGCAAAGAAUUCAUUGGAGAGGUACACUCAUUAUUAUGAGCGGUGGGCUAGCAACCAAUCUUCAAGGCAAAAAGCUCUCUCAGAUCUACACCAGAUGCAAACUGUUCAUAUUGAGAAGCUUAGUGAUACACAGUGCCAACCUGAGUCACAGCUUAAGUUCAUAACUGAGGCUUGGUUACAGAUAGUUGAGUGCAGGCGGGUAUUAAAGUGGACAUAUGCAUAUGGAUUCUAUUUAGCGGAGCAUGAGCAUGCGAAAAAGCAGUUCUUUGAGUACUUGCAAGGUGAGGCUGAAUCAGGUUUAGAGAGACUUCAUCAAUGUGCCGAAAAGGAACUCCAAGUAUUCCUCAAUGGUGAUGGCCCAUCUAAAGAUUUCAAUGAUUUUCGCACAAAGCUAGCUGGAUUGACCAGUGUGACUAGAAACUACUUUGAGAAUUUGGUUAGGGAAUUAGAGAAUGGUUUAUGCGAUGUGGAUAGCAAUGGAGCUGCUUCCAGUAAAGCAACGGGUUCAAAAAAUGCUGCAGGGAGCAGCAAGGGAAGAGGCGGAAGAGGAAAGGGGACGGUUCGAGCUAGCAUGUCCAGCAGAAUUACUGAUGAUAAUCAUUGGUCUUGUGAGCAAUGUACCUAUGCGAAUGUCAGAUCUGCCACUGCAUGCCAGAUGUGCAACCAACCGCGUCGAUGA
Molecule: messenger RNA, 681 nt
Organism: Vicia faba (fava bean)
Lineage: Eukaryota; Viridiplantae; Streptophyta; Magnoliopsida; Fabales; Fabaceae
Source: the annotation of a GenBank genome assembly